This is a messenger RNA of Leptinotarsa decemlineata (Colorado potato beetle), 1369 nucleotides long. Its product is annotated as medium-chain specific acyl-CoA dehydrogenase, mitochondrial. The record is from RefSeq and is a predicted model, not a curated record. Gene Ontology annotation, biological process: medium-chain fatty acid catabolic process. NCBI's taxonomy places the organism in Eukaryota, Metazoa, Arthropoda, Insecta, Coleoptera, Chrysomelidae. Gene Ontology annotation, molecular function: flavin adenine dinucleotide binding; medium-chain fatty acyl-CoA dehydrogenase activity. Gene Ontology annotation, cellular component: cytoplasm; mitochondrion.
GGAGACACGUAUCCAUUUUAACCUCUGGCAUGUCGUUCCCCACCGUUGUUAACGUUAUCUCAAUAUUUCGACGUGAUUGCUAUUUUGUUUACCGUUUAUGAACUGGCUCACUAAGUAUUAGAUGCUAAACGAAGUAAAAACGUAGUGACAAACAUCGCCAUGAUACCUCUGAAACAGUUUUGUAGGUCAGCUGUUCGAACUACUGUGAGAAGCAUUUCUACCACGAAUGCCGUUGCGUCAAAUUCGAGCGAAAUCCCAGCAAAUGGAUACCAUUUCGAGCUCAAUGAAACCCAGCGUGAGAUCUUCGAGACAGCGAAAAAAUUCGCAAGAGAAGAAAUAAUUCCUGUCGCGGCACACUACGAUGAAACAGGAACCCGGCCAGAUGAACUUGUGAAGAAAGCUUGGUCCAUUGGAUUGAUGAACGGGUCCAUUCCAGAAUAUUUAGGUGGUAUGAACCAAAGCGUAUUCACCGAGUGUCUCGUUCAAGAAGCUUUAUCAUGGGGCUGCAGCGGAAUCACCCUUGCGAUAAUGGGCAGCGGAUUAGGGCAAGUCCCAGUAGUUUUAGCAGGAAACAAAGAACAGCAGAAGAAAUAUCUUGGUAGGCUUUUGGAGGAACCCAUCGUUGCGGCGUAUGCUGUCACCGAACCAGGAGCAGGUUCAGAUGUCAAUGGAGUCAGGACGAAAGCAGAGAAAAAAGGGGACGAAUACAUCCUGAAUGGUCAAAAAAUGUGGAUCACCAAUGGAGGAGUAGCUAACUGUUUAAAGAAGAUGAAGAAACGAACAAAAACGAAGAAAAACGAGAAGCGUGAAGAGGAGGGGAAAAACGAAAUAAAAUGCCGACUGAGGAAGAAGGAAAACAUGAUGGGUCAAAGGGCUUCAGACACUCGUGGAAUAACCUUCGAAGAUGUUAGAGUACCGAAAGAGAAUGUUUUGAUCGGUGAAGGUGCGGGUUUCAAGAUCGCAAUGGGUGUUUUUGACAAAACCAGAGCCCCAGUGAGUAUACUUUCAAGCUUUUCAUGGGCCUANGCUUGGGAGGUCGACAGUGGAAAGAAGAACCCUUCCUAUAUGGCGUCCAUCGCCAAAGCUUACGGCUCCGAGAUAGCCAACAAAUGCGCCUCGGACGCUGUACAGAUAUUCGGCGGAAGCGGAUACAACAAGGACUACCCUGUGGAGAAGCUGAUGAGGGAUGCCAAGAUCUUGCAGAUCUACGAGGGCACAUCGCAGAUACAGAGGCUGAUCAUCUCUAGAGCUGUUUUGGCUCAUGCCAAAGAAUCGAGUUGAUUUGUUUUUUGAUAUUGGUUGAUUUUCAAUAUGUUUAUUCGUUUUUGUUGUUGGGACUAUCUCAAAUUAUACAAUUUUUACAUUAAAA